CCAUGGCCGAGGAUGUGCCGGCCGCCCCGUUAGGCGGCGCGGGCACCCCGGGCCUGCACGGCGGCAUCAUCCAGUGGUUGGUUGACAAUUUCUGUAUCUGUGAAGGGUACAGUGUGCCUCGCUGCCUGAUGUAUGAGAUUUAUGUGGAGACCUGUGGUCAAAAUGCUCAGACCCAAGUCAACCCAGCCACGUUUGGGAAGCUUGUGCGUUUGGUUUUUCCUGAUCUGGGUACCCGGAGGCUAGGCACGAGAGGAAGUGCCAGGUAUCAUUAUGAUGGAAUCUGUAUCAAGAGAAGUUCUUUCUUCUAUGCCCAGUAUUGCUACCUUCUGGGAGAAAAAAGGUAUCACAGUGGAGAUAUCGUUGCCUUUGAAAACUCAACUAAUUAUAACAGCAUUAUCCAGCAAGAAGGAACAUGUGAAAAUCAUUCACCGAUAAAGACAGACCCAGUUGGAUCCCCUUUGUCUGAAUUCAGGAGAUGUCCAUUCUGGGAGCAAGAAUUGGCAAAGAAGUACUCCUACAAAAUGAUGGCCUUUCUUGCUGGUGAAUACUACAACUAUUGCCAAGACAUUUUACAAAACGUGAGGAACCGAGAACUUGAGAGGGUGGAGGACUUGCUCACUUCUUUCUGGAAAUCUCUUCAGCAAGACACAGCCAUGCUUAUGUCAUUGCCUGAUGUGUGCCAGCUCUUUAAAUGCUACGAUGCGCAGUUGUACAAGGGAAUUGAGGACGUUCUCCUUCAUGACUUUUUGGAAGAUGUUCCCAUUCAGUACCUGAAAUCUGUCCGGUUAUUUAGUAAGAAAUUUAAGCUGUGGCUACUUAAUGCUUUGGAAGGUUUUCCCGCCCUUGUGCAGAUCUCCAAACUCAAAGAAGUUACUGUGUUUGUCAAAAGACUAAGAAGAAAGACAUACCUUUCCAACAUGGCAAAGACUAUGAAAAUGGUAUUGAAAAACAACAGGAGGGUCAGCGUUUUGAAGUCGGAUCUACACGCCAUCAUCAAUCAAGGUGCUUUGGACACUUCCAAGAAAACCCUGCCGAGUAGCUCACGCAGCACGGCUGACCUGGAGACGCACACGGAGAUGCAAUGUUUAAGCAGUUUGAUUUCUUUGCUGGGGACAUCCACAGACCUCAGCGUAUUCCUGAAUUGUCUGUCUUCAAAUCUCCAAGCAUUUGUCCUCCAGCCAAGCAGAAACAAAGAAGAGUUUAUCAGACUGGCCGCCAGCUUCCAGCUAAGGUGGAAUUUCCUUCUUACCACUGUGAGCAAAGCCAUGACCCUCUGCCACAGAGAUAGUUUCGGCUCCUGGCAUCUGUUUCAUUUGCUGCUUCUGGAAUAUGUGAUUCAUAUACUUCAGUCAUGCAUUGAAGAGGAAGAGGAUGACGACGACAUGGGAAAUCUCGAAGAAGUGCUACCAGAUGACCAGCCUCUUGUCCAACCAGACCAGGCACCUUUCCACCCUCCAGAUUCUUCACCAGUUCAGGAGCAUGACAGCCCAUGCGUGGAUCCACAUCGGGUGACGCUGGAGCACAUAGGCCAAAGCCGAUGUCCCAUGGGUGUGAACAGUGUGUUUCUCAGGGUCCUGGGCUUCCUGGUGGACACUGACACGGGCGAUAAGCUCAUCCAGGUAUUGUUGGAGGACAAGGUCGCCGAAAGCGCCAUCGAACUCAGCCUUCCUGUGGGACAAGAGGCCCUAGUAACCCUAAAAGAUGGACAAAAAUUUGUAAUUCAUGUGUCAGAUGUACCCUAAAGCUCUGAAAAUGUUUUCUUCUGGGAAGGCAACUCUAAUACAUGAGACGAUUUAUUAGAAUAGGACAGGAGAAAACAGAUUUUUGCCCUUAAAAAUGUAUGAAACGCUAAAGCUUUUGUAUUGAUAAGAAAGAAGACUUUAUGUACAUAAUAGAGGUAGCAUUGUCUGUUUUGUGUUUAUGUGUGUUUCAAAGAGUUAGU
Molecule: messenger RNA, 1942 nt
Organism: Hyaena hyaena (striped hyena)
Lineage: Eukaryota; Metazoa; Chordata; Mammalia; Carnivora; Hyaenidae
Gene: RFX8
Product: regulatory factor X8
Exons: 15
Coding region: 3-1742 (579 amino acids)
Biological process (GO): regulation of transcription by RNA polymerase II
Molecular function (GO): DNA-binding transcription factor activity, RNA polymerase II-specific; RNA polymerase II cis-regulatory region sequence-specific DNA binding
Source: RefSeq, a predicted model, not a curated record